Messenger RNA from Saccostrea echinata, 662 nucleotides. RefSeq names its product small ribosomal subunit protein mS34-like. Gene Ontology annotation, molecular function: structural constituent of ribosome. The record is from RefSeq and is a predicted model, not a curated record. The transcript has 3 exons. Lineage: Eukaryota; Metazoa; Mollusca; Bivalvia; Ostreida; Ostreidae. Bases 72 to 593 code for a protein of 173 amino acids. Gene Ontology annotation, cellular component: mitochondrion; mitochondrial small ribosomal subunit. Gene Ontology annotation, biological process: mitochondrial translation.
AGACCCAUUGGCGAAGAGAGUUCAUUUUUGUGUUUUUCCAUGAUUUCGUGAAAAUUGUUUCAGAUUUCAAAAUGAAGUUAUUUGGCAGACACAGUUUUUUCCGUGGGAAAUCCUUGAUGGAGCUCACUGCUCAGCUAAAGAAUCCUAAAGGUCGUGUGGUCACUCGAGUGUCAUUUGAGAGAUAUCCUGAAAAAAGCUACUAUAUUUUAUCUCAUGUUGAGCAUGGAUAUCAUGGGAAAAAUUUGACUGGUGUGGCAUGGGGUACGAAGGUUUUCAGAGGGAACAAGUACCCAAAGUUAAUCAGAAUUGAUGCAGGAGGGAAACGUGAUUGGCGACUCAUUCCGAAAGAUGAAGAGGAGGAAUUUUGUAAGAUUGACAAAGUGCAUGAACCAAAAAUUAAAGCAGAGGAUAUUGAUACUCGAUUACCUCCAGUAAUGGAAAUAGUGUUAAAAAGAAACUUCAAGCAAAGAAACGUGGCAUUUGAAGGUACCCCUAAUCUAAAGGAAUUUAUUAAACUUAAUAGUGAUUUAAUGAAAAGAAUUGAAUAUUUCAAUGCACAGAAGGACUGUUCACCAAAAGAACAAACAUCUUGAAGACCUAGGAUUUUUUUGUUAGUAAUAAUGUAUUUAUGAGAAAUGCAAUGAUGUUUUAUGAAUAAAAUA